AAUUGUAAUCUCAACACCGCAUGUUCGGUAAACCCCACAUUUUCUCGAAUGUUUAUCUUCACUGUUCGUUUUUCAGUCUGUCUCAAGCCAUCUUUCAGUUAAGGAACAAUAAAUAUUUCAAGAAGUGUUCGUAAAAUAGUGUAAAAAAUGAAACGAAUUUUCAUAUUAUCAAUUACUGUUUUGGUGACAUAUUGCUAUAAGGAGAAACACGGAACAAUCCGAGUGGAUCUGUUCAGACAAACGAAUCCUCACCUACAGUAUUUGGUGUAUGGAACACACCUCAAUUGGUUUGAAAAGAAUGAUUCGUACCCUGACGUACCUAUAUACAGAUAUUCAAAUAAUGAAUUUUAUGGAAAAAUAAUGGUUGGGAAACCAGGACAAGUGAUGAAUGUAGCUUUUGACACAGCUUGGUCUCAGACUUGGUUGCUUUCCUCUAAAUGUUCAGCCAUUACAACCCCUGGAUGUAUGUUCCACAAUUAUUACUAUCAUGAAAAAUCUUCAUCUUAUAAGAAAGACGGAAGACCGUUUUCUGCAGAUAUGGGCAACUUCAAUAUGACUGGAUUUUAUUCAUACGAUACUAUUUCUGUAAGUAUAGUCACUAUAUCACUUUAUUCUUUUGUGAUCUCAGCAGGGCAUUCGACUGCGUCAAUCAUAAUGCUUUGUUGUCAAAGUUACACUCAUACGGCAUUCGUGGCGAAGCACAUUCCUGGAUUUUAUAAUUUUUAGAAAAUAGGCAACACU
Leptinotarsa decemlineata (Colorado potato beetle) is the source of this 741-nucleotide messenger RNA. Its product is annotated as lysosomal aspartic protease. Lineage: Eukaryota; Metazoa; Arthropoda; Insecta; Coleoptera; Chrysomelidae. Gene Ontology annotation, biological process: cell death; proteolysis. Gene Ontology annotation, molecular function: aspartic-type endopeptidase activity. Gene Ontology annotation, cellular component: lysosome. The record is from RefSeq and is a predicted model, not a curated record.